AACAAGGAAGUCAUCUCUCGCGCGGGCAUCCAUCGAGCCGGAGGUACUCAAGGUUGCAUCCGCGGGGACUGAAAAGGCCAGGAACCCGUGGAGCACCGAUCGCAGGAUGAGAACACUCGACCCGAUCGGCCCUCGCCGCGCCCAGGCCAUUUUUAGACGUGAGUCAGCAAGCGAAAGAAAGACUGAACAAAACAGGAAAUCGGCAAGAUAACCUUGGAAGCACUGGAUGCAGCAAAAUAAGAACAAUGGAUCUCAAGUUCAACAACUCCAGGAAGUAUAUUUCUAUCACCGUCCCUUCCAAAACCCAAGCAAUGUCACCACACAUCAAGUCAAUAGAUGACAUCGUGGUCCUUGGCAUCAAUCUCAGCAGAUUUAACAAACUUACUCAGUUUUUCAUAUGUGUUGCCGGGGUUUUUGUAUUUUACCUAAUUUAUGGAUAUUUACAGGAAUUAAUAUUUUCAGUGGAGGGUUUUAAGUCCUAUGGCUGGUACCUUACGUUAGUGCAGUUUGGGUUUUACUCCAUAUUUGGCCUGAUAGAACUUCAGCUUAUUCAGGACAAAAGGAGAAGAAUACCAGGAAAAACCUACAUGAUAAUAGCUUUUCUAACUGUGGGUACUAUGGGGUUAUCAAACACUUCCUUGGGCUACCUGAAUUAUCCUACCCAAGUCAUCUUCAAGUGCUGCAAAUUGAUUCCUGUUAUGCUAGGAGGAGUUUUUAUUCAAGGAAAGCGAUACAAUGUGGCAGAUGUGUCUGCUGCGGUAUGUAUGAGCCUCGGCCUAAUAUGGUUUACCUUGGCUGACAGCACAAUUGCGCCAAACUUCAACCUAACAGGCGUGAUCCUUAUUUCCCUGGCACUAUGUGCAGAUGCUGUCAUUGGAAACGUCCAAGAGAAAGCUAUGAAACUGCAUAAUGCUUCUAAUUCGGAAAUGGUUCUCUAUUCGUAUUCAAUAGGUUUUGUGUAUAUUUUAUUGGGAUUGACAAGCACUAGUGGAUUACGCCCUGCAGUAACAUUUUGUUCACGGAAUCCAGUUCGGACCUAUGGUUAUGCUUUCCUUUUUUCCCUCACUGGGUAUUUUGGAAUCUCUUUUGUUCUGGCUUUGAUUAAAAUUUUUGGUGCACUUCUUGCUGUAACAGUGACCACAGGAAGAAAAGCAAUGACCAUUGUACUUUCAUUUAUAUUCUUUGCUAAACCAUUCACAGUUCAGUAUGUAUGGUCUGGUUUGUUAGUUGUCCUUGGUAUAUUUCUCAAUGUUUACAGCAAAAAUAUGGACAAGAUAAGACUACCAUCACUACAAGGCCUGAUAAACAAAUCAGUGGAUGAGAGAAAGUCAAGGAUGUUGGCACAAACUGUGUAGGCAGUGAUUCAUACUGUUCAAAAUGGAAUCUUGUGGGAACAAUCGUCAAUUAACUCUACAAAGGGAGUAUUAUAAAAAUGAAAGGCUCUGAAGGCAUGCUAUCCAUUUGUGGAUGGAUUACAUAUGAUAAAGUUGUUUUAUGAUGUCAGCCUUUUCUUCAGAACACCAUGACUUGUUGACCUCUGAAGCAAUCAAGAAAGCCAUUGUCUGGCAUACCUUAAGAAUAAAAUGUCAGUAGAAGGACUGAAAUUGUUAGCACUUCAAUGAGCAUUUUCUUUGGACAUGGACCAUGUUGCAAGACUAAUUGGAUGUCAUUUAUGACAUAUCAAAGAAACUGAUACGUAAUAGAUUGUUUUGUCUUCAUUCCAUUUUGGUGGUAUUAUUUAAAUUGAUUCUCUGUUAUAAGAGUGAAAUGAUUGAAACUCUAGAGAGAAUAGCAUUCAUUAUAAAUAAAAGUUAUUCUGUGAUUUUU
This is a messenger RNA of Trichechus manatus latirostris (Florida manatee), 1827 nucleotides long. It is a transcript of the gene SLC35B3, whose product is annotated as solute carrier family 35 member B3. Gene Ontology annotation, cellular component: Golgi membrane; endoplasmic reticulum membrane. The transcript is spliced from 10 exons. The record is from RefSeq and is a predicted model, not a curated record. Gene Ontology annotation, biological process: transmembrane transport. Gene Ontology annotation, molecular function: 3'-phosphoadenosine 5'-phosphosulfate transmembrane transporter activity. NCBI's taxonomy places the organism in Eukaryota, Metazoa, Chordata, Mammalia, Sirenia, Trichechidae. Bases 246 to 1355 code for a protein of 369 amino acids.